Mytilinidion resinicola is the source of this 1443-nucleotide messenger RNA. Its product is annotated as cytochrome P450. The transcript has 5 exons. The record is from RefSeq and is a predicted model, not a curated record. Lineage: Eukaryota; Fungi; Ascomycota; Dothideomycetes; Mytilinidiales; Mytilinidiaceae. Gene Ontology annotation, molecular function: iron ion binding; monooxygenase activity; oxidoreductase activity, acting on paired donors, with incorporation or reduction of molecular oxygen. Bases 1 to 1443 code for a protein of 480 amino acids.
AUGGCAAUAAAACGUACACUCUCUAGAUAUUGGAUGAAGCAUAACAAUCAUGGAAGAAGUAAACCUCUAGUUGUUUAUCCCAAGAUUCCAGUGUUUGGCCAUGCCAUUGUUCAAGCGCAUUCCCCGCAGGGACCAAUACCACCUUCCAAUCAUAACACUUUCACUUCCUGGGCUAAAGUCUACACCGUGUUCUCUGUACCUCUCAUCCAGGCAGUCCAAAAGCAAAACAAGGCUCUCGCAUUCGAGCCGAUUCAAGCCAAGUUCUCGGUAAAGCUAUGCGGUUCUAGUCAGGAAGCGUAUCAUAUUCUGGAAGAGGAUAUGGACACGGAGAACGGAAAGUACGGAAACAUAUAUUUGGCCAUGCAUCAAGCGCUAAACCUAGGCAAAACUCUGAAUGAACUGAAUCAAGCAAUGGCUUUAAGACAUCAUGUCAACUUGGCAACUACAGAUGCCGUCUAUGGGCCUCACAAUCCUUUCCAGAAUCCAAAUGUGGAGGGUGCCUUUUGGGAGUUCGAGCGAGAAAUCCCUAAACUUCUCUACUUGCCCGACUGGCUCGCGCGAAAUGGUGUCCGCAACCGCAAACUCGUCGCCGACGCCUUCCAAAACUAUUUCUGCAAUGAUUACCACAAGCAAGCAUCUGGACUCGUACAAGACUUCCACACGUCUGAGAUCGCUUACGGCUUCUCGCUGUCCGACCGUUCACUCUUCGAAGUUGGGCACGCGCUCGCCAUUCUGGCGAAUACCUCCGCCGCUGUUUUCUGGACGGUCUUCUACGUGUUCUCCACUCCGGGAGCUUUACGGGAGAUCCGAGAAGAAAUCUCCACUAUCAUCACCAGCUCGGUAGACGACGCAAAUACGAGGAAGCAUUGUAUCGACAUGACGAAAGUGAACACCAAUUGCCCCAUACUCGUUUCCACCUUCCGAGAAGCAAUCAGACUUCACAGUAUUGGCAUCUCCCUGCGCCAAGUCUGCAAAGACAGUGUGCUAGACGGAACCUACUACCUCCGCAAGGACGCUAUGGUCCUCAUGCCCACCGCCGCUAUCCACACUAACCCCCUUGUCUGGGGCCCUGACGUCCUCGAGUUCAAUUAUCGUCGUUUCCACCCGUCCAACCCGCAUAAGGUAUCCCCUGCGGCGUUCAGAAGCUUUGGUGGCGGAACGACGUUAUGCCCUGGGAGGCAUUUCGCAACGACGCAGGUUAUGGCAUGGACGAUCAUGUUAGUGACGCGGUUUGAUAUGGAACCGGUGGUAGGGCAGUGGGUGCAGCCGACGACGGAGAACACCAAUCUGGCGAAUGUGAUGAUGAGUCUAGACCACGAUUUCCACGUGGAAAUGAGCGCGAGAGAAAUAUAUAGGGAUGGGAACUGGAGUAUGAGAGUAACAAACAAUGACGCGAUGUUUGGGGCCACGGUAGAGGAUUUGGAGUGGAGGGAGAAGGAGUGA